GAUCUGUCAAUUCCUCCCAACCUAUGAACCCCAGUGAAGUAGUUGCUGCCAGCUUCUGACAGCAGUGGCACGGGAGAUUUAAAAUUACCACAUUCCGAACAUUUCUCCUCUGAGGCAGCGGGACCUACACCACUCAGGGCGUCUCACCUCAGCCCUACAUCCUCCUGCAAUCCGGCGGGUGUUAAGAUCCAUGGAAGUGGCCGGCUUGUACGAGGAGGGCAGCUUUGCUAUCCACGGUAGAGACAGCAUUAUCAGUCCCAUCGUCGGCAGCUCGUACUGGAAGCUCGGUGACUCGAUGACGGAGCUGGGCAUCGAAGAGCGGGAGAGAGCGAUCGACUUCAGUGUUUACCUGGAUUCCGCUUUGCACUGCCCGCAGCUGGCGGCGCACACGCAGCACCAGGGGGACGUUUUCUCAGAUUUCCUGGCGGAAAACAAGAUCAAAAGAGUCACGGCUUUGCAAAACUACAGGAACUACGGGCUGUUGAACGAGCUGGAGUCGAGUCAGUGCGACAACUUGAGGGACCCCAGGGAGCCCUACGCGCUGGGUUACGCUGAGCUGCAGGAGACCCGCGUGGACAGCGUGCUCAGUCCUGAACUCGUGGGGAUCCGCUACAGAGCCGCCGCCGCCGCCGCCCACGACGCAGCCGACAGAGACGACAGCCAGGAAGACUCAAAGAUGGAGAACGGGUCUUCAGGGUUUGACAUGAGGUCUUACCUUCACUAUCAGUCCACCAGUGGCAGUUUGGGGAACAUUUCCACAGCGUCCUCGACUUGCUCCAGUCCGCCUGGCACACCUGCUCCGUCAGGUAAAGGCAGAUCACCGUCACACGGAGGCAAAACGUCCAGCGGGAAAUCAAAGAAGCGCCUAGACAAGGACAGUGAAGAGUACAGGCAGAGGAGGGAGAGGAACAACCUCGCGGUGAGGAAGAGCAGGGACAAAGCCAAAAUGCGCAACUUGGAGACUCAACACAAAGUGCUGGAACUGGCGGCAGAGAACGAUCGUUUACAAAAGCGCGUGGAGCAGCUGUCCAGAGAGCUGGCCACCCUGCGCAACCUGCUCUCUGCCACCGGACAAUGUUAAAUACACCUCCACCAGGAGACCCCUCUGGGCUGCUGAUGGACUUUAGAGCAGGAGGUGAUUUCACUGUGCUGAAAAUGGGACGCUGCAGGUGAAGACGGCGACCACCAGUUUACAAGGACACUGAAUGAGAUUGAAACAAGUGGGUGCAUGGAUUGCGCAACCAUUCACGACUUUUCACAUGUCACCUUAGCUUUAUUCUCUGAUGUUAUGUUGGUGUACGCAGUAUUUCUGUGCAGGUUUUACAUACAUACCAGUGAAUUUCUACAUUUUGUGUAUCUGCAGCAAUGGCUGUCAAGGGAAGAGUUGUGCUGCAGUGAAAUGAUGCAACUCUUUGUAAUAGUGUUUGCAAUGAAUGAAAUAUGUCUAAUAAUUUAAUAUUCAAAAGUGAAAUGUUUUAAUUGUACUUGAUAUUUUAUUGAAUUAAAUAGAUUUAUACUUUGUUUAAACAA
This is a messenger RNA of Melanotaenia boesemani (Boeseman's rainbowfish), 1530 nucleotides long. It is a transcript of the gene cebpb, whose product is annotated as CCAAT enhancer binding protein beta. Gene Ontology annotation, biological process: DNA-templated transcription; regulation of transcription by RNA polymerase II. Bases 191 to 1081 code for a protein of 296 amino acids. NCBI's taxonomy places the organism in Eukaryota, Metazoa, Chordata, Actinopteri, Atheriniformes, Melanotaeniidae. The record is from RefSeq and is a predicted model, not a curated record. Gene Ontology annotation, molecular function: DNA-binding transcription factor activity, RNA polymerase II-specific; RNA polymerase II cis-regulatory region sequence-specific DNA binding. The transcript has a single exon.